AUGCCCACUUACACAUCAGGAAGAUGCCUAGGUCAGCAAGAAGUGUCCACAAGAAAAGGGGUGAAAGGAGGGCUCCGGCGCCAGCGGGUGGGUGGCUGCCCACAGUUCCGGCCUCCAGUUUCAGCUGAUAGACAAAAGGAACUCCGGGAUUCCCAGCGGGCAGGAACCCCCUCGGGUCCGAGCGGUCCCCAAGGAGCCACGGGGGGGUCCUCCGCCGAAAGGGACGGGAGCCAAGGUGCGAUCUCCAGCCCGAGGUCUACCCUCGCCAGGGCUGGGAGCGCCCGGCACCCCGCCCCGCCCCGAGCCCGGGGUGUGUCUUCUGGAGGGGGAGGGGUGUCCGAGGUCCUUGCCGAUCCCCGGCCGGGGGUCGUCUCCCGGGUGGGCGUCCAGCGGGGCGCCCCCCAUCCCCGGGCCCGAGCGCGCGGGCGCGCGCAGUCCUCACCACCCGCACCCAUCCGGCGGCCCACGGCGGUGCCAGGACAAGGGGCUGGCGAGGGUGAGUGGGUGGGUCUGCUUCUGGCCCCAGCCGCCAGCUUCCGACCUGAGGGAGCGGCCUCCGCCGCCGCCGCCGCCCCUGGGUUACCUCGGCUCCCUCGGCUCCGUCCCCUCCGCCGCCGCCGCCGCCGCUGGGGACUCUGCCUCAGCCAGUUGCUUUCGGCUGAGAAGCCAGCCGCUUCCAGCAGCAGCACUGCCGGGACGCCCACGGCAGCCGCCAGCUCCGGCCGGCCCGAGGCACGCUGCUCCCAGCUGCGGAGCCUGCACUUGGUCCCCGGCGUCUGCCAGCUCCAGCUGCCCCGGCAGCCACGGUCCCUGCUCCUCCCAGCCCCCACAGGCCAGCCGCCACCACAGCCGCCGCUGCCGCCGCCGCCGUCGCCGCCGUCAGGGCAGUGA
Messenger RNA from Ochotona curzoniae (black-lipped pika), 891 nucleotides. RefSeq names its product large proline-rich protein BAG6-like. The transcript is spliced from 3 exons. Bases 1 to 891 code for a protein of 296 amino acids. Lineage: Eukaryota; Metazoa; Chordata; Mammalia; Lagomorpha; Ochotonidae. The record is from RefSeq and is a predicted model, not a curated record.